Molecule: messenger RNA, 792 nt
Organism: Thamnophis sirtalis
Lineage: Eukaryota; Metazoa; Chordata; Lepidosauria; Squamata; Natricidae
Gene: SNRNP25
Product: small nuclear ribonucleoprotein U11/U12 subunit 25
Biological process (GO): mRNA splicing, via spliceosome
Cellular component (GO): U12-type spliceosomal complex
Molecular function (GO): protein binding
Source: RefSeq, a predicted model, not a curated record
CCACUUCCGGUUCCGGCCGCGGCGAUGAUGAUGGAGGAGGAGGAGGAGGAGGCGCACGCGGAGGCGGUGGACCGCUGGCAGGCCGGCCUGGCGCGACUCGUCAGGGACCCGCUCCUCUGCGACCUCCCGGAGCAGGUGACCCCCGAAGAGAUCUGCUCGCAGGUGGCGCUCGAGUACGGCCAGGCGAUGACGGUGCGCGUGCGCAGAGUGGACGCCCCCGAGGCACCCAUGCCCGUGGUGGUGGUGCAGAGCGCGAGCGUCCUGGAGCUGAAGAAGGCGCUGCGGAGGUUCGUGCAGCUGCGGCAGGAGCGCCAGAGCGGCGCCAGGCACAUCAGCUGGAGGCACGUCUGGAGGACCUACAGCCUGACCUUCGGGGGAGAAAAGCUGGCCGACGACCGCAAGAAGCUGCGGGAGUACGGGAUUCGCAACCGGGAUGAGGUCAGUUUUGUGAAAAAGCUCCGGCAAUGAAGUCCCAGGCAAGUCCGGCUUCUCGUCCCUUCCUAGCCUGGCCAUGUGGCUCUGGAUCCCGACUCCUGCUGGGGCUUCCGGGCAGGACUCCUCGUGGCCCCAAAGCCUCGGCAGCUGGCCUGGAGAAGCUGUCGCCCACCUCCCAUCUUCCCAAAGUGGCCCGAUUUUGAGGGGGUCUUUGGGGUCCAUUGGGAAGCUUUUCUCAUUGAGAGGCAACCAUCGCUGCUGCCCUUUGGGAACCUCUUUAAAAGGCUCCGGAGAGGAGGAGCCGCUUCAGACCGGCUUUGCUUCAGAGAACCAAACACCCCACCCCCCACCCCCACC